AUGGCUUAUUUUCAUGUUAUCACAGCUCUUGUCUUUGCAUUAGCUCUUGCUAGAAUUGACCUAUCAGCAUGCCAAAUGGUAAAGGGCAAAGUCUCUUGUGUUGACUGCACUCACAACUACGACCUAUCAGAUAUUAAGGUCUUAGUGAAGUGUGAAGGUAUCAGAACCCUAGCUAUGACAGCAACAGAAAAAGAUGGCUCCUUCAAGGCUAACCUUCCCUCACGCCAUACAAAAACUUCCAUGAACUGUUUGGCAAAACUUCUUGGUGGACCAACUCAGCUUUACACCAAAAAACAAAACCAAGUUUCACAAAUUACCAAAGGAAAAGAAGAAAACAGCUACACCAUUUCUACUCCUCUUAGUUUCAUGAUAUCAUGCCCUAAAAACACAAAUUGUAAUGCUGCAAAAACUAUUGGUUCAUCCAAAACUUUUAAUCUUCCUCUUCCUCCAGAAUGGGGUUUGGCACCAAGUAGCUAUUACAUGCCUGUUGUUCCUAUCAUUGGAAUACCUUAA
Lathyrus sativus (Indian pea) is the source of this 513-nucleotide messenger RNA. The record is from the annotation of a GenBank genome assembly. Lineage: Eukaryota; Viridiplantae; Streptophyta; Magnoliopsida; Fabales; Fabaceae.